Messenger RNA from Artibeus jamaicensis (Jamaican fruit-eating bat), 2267 nucleotides. It is a transcript of the gene N4BP3, whose product is annotated as NEDD4 binding protein 3. Gene Ontology annotation, cellular component: cytoplasmic vesicle. The coding region runs from base 267 to 1874 and encodes 535 amino acids. NCBI's taxonomy places the organism in Eukaryota, Metazoa, Chordata, Mammalia, Chiroptera, Phyllostomidae. The transcript is spliced from 5 exons. The record is from RefSeq and is a predicted model, not a curated record.
GGUGAGUCAGGCCGGGUUUUCCCUCCGCCUCUGGGGCAGGCGAGCGAGCGCCACCGAGCGCGUCCCUACCUUGCCAAUCCGGCUCCGGCGCCCGCCCGCCCGCGUUUUCCCGACGUCUGCCACCCGGCGGCUCUGGCCCGCCUGGCAGUCUCGGCUGGACCGGCGCCCUGGAAGGAGGGUCCAAAUCCGAGCGAGUGAACUGCGGAGCGCGAGGGGUGCGGAGUGGCGCCAGCAUGAAGCAGCUGCUGGUGCUCCGCUGAAAAUUCAUGGCCACAGCCCCAGGCUCUGUUGGCAUUGCCAUGGGCAGCGUGGGCAGCCUGUUGGAGAGGCAGGACUUCUCCCCUGAAGAGCUGCGGGCGGCCCUUGCGGGGUCUCGGGGCCCCCGCCAGCCCGAUGGGCUCUUCCGGAAGGGCUUGGGCCAACGUGAGCUCUUCAGCUACUUGCACCUCCCCAAGAAGGACAGCAAGGCCAGCAAGCGGGCCGCCCGGAAUGAGCCGGCCGACUACGCCACCCUUUACUACCAGGAGCAUCCUCGGGCCGGUGACUUCAGCAAGACCUCACUGCCCGAACGGGGACGUUUUGACAAGUGCCGCAUUCGCCCGUCGGUCUUCAAGCCCGUGGCGGGCACCGGGAAAGGCUUCCUGUCCAUGCAGAGCCUGGCGGCCCACAAGGGCCAGAAGUUGUGGCGCAGCAAUGGCAGCCUGCACAUGCUGGCCUGCCACCCACCCCUGAGCCCAGGGCCCCGGGCCAGCCAGGCCCGAGCCCAGCUGCUGCACGCCCUCAGCCUGGACGAGGGCGGCCCGGAGCCCGAGCCCAGCCUGUCUGACUCCUCCAGUGGGGGCAGCUUUGGCCGCAGCCCUGGCACAGGCCCCUUCAGCUCCUCCCUGGGCCACAUGAACCACCUCGGGGGCUCCCUGGACCGGGCCUCAAGGAGCCCCAAGAAGGCGGGGCCAACAGCCAUGCUGAGUUGCCUGCCUGAACCCCCACCCCCCUACGAGUUCUCCUGUUCCACCGCCGAGGAAGUGAUGGCCAUGCUGCCCGACACCUGUGAGGACCUCAAGCGAGGUCUCGUUGACGAGGAUGGUGCCAACCCCUUCACGCAGGUGCUGGAGGAGCGCCAGCGGCUGUGGCUGUCGGAGCUGAAGCGCUUGUACGUGGAGCGGCUGCACGAGGUGGCCCAGAAGGCGGAGCGCAGUGAGCGAAACCUCCAGCUGCAGCUGUUCGUGGCCCAGCAGGAGCAGCGGCGCCUGCGCAAGGAGCUUCGGGCACAGCAGGGUCUUGUCCCUGAGCCUCGGCCCCCAGAAGCUGACCCCAACACUAGUCCAGAGGAGGAAGCGCGAUGGGAGGUGUGCCAGAAGACAGCAGAGAUUAGCCUCCUGAAGCAGCAGCUGCGGGAGGCCCAGGCCGAGCUGGCCCAGAAGCUGGCUGAGAUCUUCAGUCUGAAGACACAACUCCGGGGCAGCCGGGCACAAGCCCAGGCCCAGGACGCAGAGCUGGCCCGGCUGCGGGAGGCCGUGCGGAGCCUGCAGGAGCAGGCCCCACGGGGGGAAGCCCCAGGUGGUUGUGAGACUGAUGACUGCAAGAGCAGGGGGCUGCUGGGGGAGGCAGGAGGCUGCGAGGCUGGAGAGGCCACCGAGCAGCUGCGGGCUGAGCUGCUGCAGGAGCGGCUCCGGGGCCAGGAGCAGGCUCUACGCUUCGAGCAGGAGCGGCGGACGUGGCAGGAAGAGAAGGAACGGGUGCUGCGCUACCAGCGGGAGAUCCAGGGGGGCUACAUGGAUAUGUACCGCCGUAACCAGGCACUGGAACAGGAGCUGCGGGCACUGCGGGAGCCCCCCGCGCCCUGGAGUCCUCGGCUGGAGUCCUCCAAGAUCUGAGGCCAGCUGCACGAGCCGACAGCAGAAGCGCUGUCAGAAGAUGGCUUGGGCGAGCCUGCCCUGAGACAGCUGGCCGGCUCCGUCCUGAUACUGGUCUGAGGCAGAAUCUGCUGAAGCCAGCUGGGAUGGGGAAGCCCACCUAGAGAAGGGAUCCAGAGGGGCUGUGGGCUGGGUAGGGUGCCACAACAGGAGCCAGGCCCUCGUGGCUAAGAAGUACCCCAGCAGGGCCCACAGCCUGUGGCCCUGGAAAGGGAGACUGGGAGAUGAGGUGCCUAAGAUUCUGAGGGAUAGGCAUGAGGGAGGGAGGCUGGGACAGGAACAUUGGCCUCCCCCAGAAUGAAACCACAGUAUUUUUUUUUAAUUGAUUUGAGAGAGAGAGAGAGGAAAAACCAA